This is a messenger RNA of Ogataea philodendri, 3735 nucleotides long. RefSeq lists its product as uncharacterized. Gene Ontology annotation, molecular function: chromatin binding; ubiquitin-protein transferase activity. Gene Ontology annotation, biological process: histone catabolic process. Gene Ontology annotation, cellular component: Lid2 complex. NCBI's taxonomy places the organism in Eukaryota, Fungi, Ascomycota, Pichiomycetes, Pichiales, Pichiaceae. The transcript has a single exon. Bases 1 to 3735 code for a protein of 1244 amino acids. The record is from RefSeq and is a predicted model, not a curated record.
AUGGAAACAGCUCGUCCGAAACGUAGGACUACGGUCAACGUCAAUUACAAAGAGAAAAGUGAACUGGAUUUUGCACAGGAACAAGACAAAUCCGCAGAAGCAUCCAAGAAACAGACCAAGAAACCAGACCCGCCUCCGGUGGACCCGAUUCCUAAAACCCCAACCAAACAGAAAUUCACAGACAAAUCUUUAUAUGUUCCGGUGGACGACGUGGUACCUCUGAACUACCAGCCAAAGUGUGAUCAAGAGUUUAAUACCUUAUUAGAUCUGAAAGGAGCAAAGGUUGAAAACAACAGUCUGAUCUUGAAAAAUGGCACCAAGAUCAAAAAGGGAGACUUCAUUUACAUGGUGUGCGAACCUCCUGGAGAGCCGUUUUAUAUCGCCAUGGUGAAAGGGUUUGCCCGAAAAGAAAAGGACAAUGCCACUAAAAACCCGAAAAAUUACAAUUUCGAGGUUUGCUGGUUUUACAGACCACGCGACCUCAACAGAAGGUCUGCAGACACCCGAGUUCUGUUUGCCUCAUUGCAUAUGGACGAAUGUCCAAUCCAAAGUUUCCGGGGUUUUGCUACCGUGAAACACAAGUCUGAAAUAGAAAAUUUGGACGCCUACCGCAUGCUCCCCAAUAGCUUCUACUUUGACAAGUUUUACGACCGAUACAUGGUGAAGAUGUAUGAUGUUUUGCCCACAAAAAAGCUCACAAAUCUUCCUGCUAAUUAUUACAAAGCACUCAACAAACGGUUUGAAUAUGUGUUUUUCGAAAUCGGCAGAGGCCAGGAUCUGCUGGCCGACCCAAAGACUUGUGAAAAGUGUUUACAAUGGGCAGCAUCUUCCGACUCGGUUCAGUGUCUCAAGUGCGAAAAAAUCUACCACUUACUCUGCUUGGACCCUCCCAUCACAAAUAAGCCCAAAAGAGGGUUUGCUUGGUUCUGUGCCGCUUGUAACAAAGAUCUCGAGGAAAAGAUGUCGGAGAACAGAGCACACAUGCUCCAUAGUAGUCUUCCUUCACAGAUCGCAGCGUCGAUCAAAGAAGAAGAUUCGGAUGACAGCGAGGCGUCCUCUAAACUCCCCACACCAGUGGAAACGGAUUCUCGGUCACAAUCCACACAGCCAAGCGAUUUAGAGACUUCGACUCAGACGAUGCCCAGAUACGAAGAACUGGCCAUACGAUUUUUGGAGACGGACAAAGAAAACUCUUUCAAAAAAAGAAGAGACAUGGAAGAAUGGCCUUACCGGUAUCUUGGAGUUCAUGCCAAGUUGGAAGACGCUUUGGAUCUUCAGGAUAGGCCUUAUCCUCGAGCAGUCUCUCGAUUAGGAUCUAAACACCAAUUCACCGGUAUGGUGGACUGGUACGAUCAUCCUGUGGUAUACUACGACGGUAGUAAAUACGCAAAGUCCAAGAGCAAGAAAAAGACCUCCAAGAAGAAGUCCACGUCACCGGACGAAAAUGAACAAACCAAAUUCCCUAUGCCCGAGAAAUAUAAAGACUACGACCUAAGUGAUCUUCCUGGAUGGCUCCAGCCUAAACCCAAGGGUUACAUAGAGAGAGGAGGUGACGAAACAUGCGAGCUUUUAUGGCAGCAACCGGAGGGCCAAGAGGAAAUGGUUGAAAAGUAUCUUGAAGAUGCCAAACCAUACGUUGAGAAACUGGGAAUGAUUCCUACGACACCGAACUUUGUUGAUGCCGCAUUGAAGGCACUUAUGAAGAACAACUAUGAUCCAGAAGCUGCUCUCAAGGACGUUUCAAAGUUUACCAGAAAGUCUCUUAGAGAACCUACCUUUAGUGAAGAGGAAGUGAAGAAAUUUGAGGACUCUGUUCGCAUUAACGGAAGUGAACUGCAUCCAGUGUUUAAAGACGUUGGUACACAGACGUCAGCUAUGAUUGUUCGGUUCUACUAUUUGUGGAAAAAGACAACAAAUGGUCACUUGAUUUGGGACAAUUACCCUGGAAGACCAAAAAACAGACUAAAGAAGUUUACCAAGACAGAUGGAGUUGAUGUGAACGACCCAGAUGACGACUCUUCGUACAGCAUGGAGAAGAUCAAAAGAAACCAUGUUGAUUUUGAGUGCAAGUACUGUCACACUCACUCUUCCAAUAGAUGGUUCAAGAUUUCUGGAAGCACCCUUCCCGACUCAUACAACGACACAUUCCCUGGAUUGUGUACGAGAUGUGCACGUUUGUGGAGGGAAUAUGCUGUUGAGUGGGAAGAUCCAACUGAAGUCAUGCGCAAACAGAGUCAAAGGGGUGGAAAUGGCUGGAAACGUAAAAUGGAGUUUGAACUAUACGAGGACUCUAGAAUGAUUCUGCAAGCCAGAGAUGAGUAUCAAGCCAGACCUCGCAAGAUCACCGACGAAGACAAAAAGUUCGAGCCUUCAUUGCGUAAUAGAACAAAGGUCAAGGAAGACUCUCUGAAGACCGAGGAGCUCUCCGACGACAAGUCGAAGAAGAAAUCGUUAAAGGUAAAAAAACCAGUCAAGUCAGAAAACCAGAAAAAGACUUUAACUGUCACACUUCCAUAUAACGACGGCAAACCCGAGGAAGAGCCAGUCAAGGUCAAGAAGAGAUCAUCAGAAGAGCCUGCCGAGCGUAAGUCCAAGAAAGCGAAAACACCAACGUUUGUUCCAAGGUACGAAAGCAAGUUUGAGAUUGACGAAUUCGAGGUCGGGUCAGACAAAGAACCGGAAUCGAGCCUUUUUCGCAGCGACGCACGCCCAUGUUGUGUUUGUAGAGAGGCGUCCGAGUUUGAAGAAGUUGUCAUUUGCCAUGACUGCGGUUUGAAUGUGCACGCUUCUUGCUACGGAGUGGCACUUCCAGAAACCGAUCAGGAUCUUUCAAGUUUCAAAUGGCUUUGUGAUGCGUGUUCGAACGACCGCCAUCCUGUGCUUUCGACUCACUACCAAUGUGUGCUGUGUCCUGCCAAAGAGACAAAAUCGUUCGGGGGCCGUUCUGGCGAUCCGAACUCGAUUCCUGAUGCUUUGAAACGGACAGUCAGCGGGAACUGGUGUCAUGCGAUUUGUGCUGUGUUUGAUCCUGAUUGCGAGUUUGGAAGCAGUUCCAUGCAGCCUGUAUUUGGUGCUGAACUUUCGCUCUUAAAGCAUUCGGGCAAAAAAUGCACCAUUUGUGGCCUUGGUGGCAGUCUUACAGACUGCAGCGUGUGUGGGAAGGCCAUGCACGUGACGUGUUGCCAGGACACGCCCGGGUGCUCUGUUGGGUUCGAGCUUGUUCCGGACAAGGCGUUCAAUGCGCGGGUGAGGGACCACAACAAGCCUGCCAAGCCUGUUCCGCGGGUGAUAUGUCGCGACCACUUGAACAACAAUCUUGUUCCACUGCACAUUGGAGCGAAACUGAAGGGCAAGAGGGAGGUGCCGCUGCUCAAGCUGUUCUGCACAGAGCUGAAGAAGACCUCGUCAGUUUCGUCGGGCGAGUACUGGCACAAGCUGUACGAGGAGCUCUUGCACAUCAUUGGCGACGUGAAGCCUGUUUCUGGGCUCCCGCGGGUUGCAAAUCGACAAUGCAAGCAUUGCCGCAACACCAAAUCUCUGCAUUGGUACACUGACGACGGCGAUAUUUGUCACCAGUGCUAUGUGCGGAAACAGAACGAUGAGGGUUUAAUCGACAAUCUUCCGGACGUGCUGAGUCUCAACAAAGUUGGGCUUGACGGGUCGAAGUUUGGCAUUUCCGGGCUCGACGACCGGCUGAUCGAGCCCCGGAUGUCCAUACAAGGUAUGCUUGGUUGA